AUGGCGCUCCAUGUCAUUAAGCAACAGCGUUCGGACAAAAAUGGACUAUUGACUGCGGGGUCUCUGUCACCCGGCCUCGCCUCUGUCACCCGGCCUCGCCUCUGUCACCCGCCUCGCCUCUGUCACCCAGCCUCGCCUCUGUCACCCUGGCCUCGUUUGUCACCCAGCCUCGCCUCUGUCACCCAGCCUCGCCUCUCUGUCACCCAGGCUUUCUCUGUCACCCGGCCUCGCCUCUGUCACCCGGCCUCGCCUCUGUCACCCGGCCUCGCCUCUGUCACCCGGCCUCGCCUCUGUCACCCGGCCUCGCCUCUGUCACCCGGCCUUUCCUCUAUCACCCGGCCUUUCCUCUAUCACCCGGCCUUUCCUCUAUCCACCCAGCCUCGCCUCCUGUCAGCCGGCCUUUCCUCUGUCACCCAGCCUGCCCUCUGUCACCAGCCUUUCCUCUAUCACCCAGCCUUUCACCUCCUAUCACCCGGCUUCGCCUCUGUCCACCCGGCCUUUCCUCUAUCACCCGGCCUCGCCUCUGUCACCCAGCCUUUCCUCUAUCACCCAGCCUCGCCUCCAGUCACCCAGCCUUUCCUCUAUCCACCCGGCCUUUCCUCUGUCACCAGCCUCGCCUCUGUCCCACCCAACCUCGCCUCUAUCACCCAACCUCGCCUCCUAUCACCCAGCCUUUCCUCUGUCACCCGGCCUUUCCUCUGUCACCGGCCUCGCCUCUGUCACCAGCCUUUCCUCUGUCACCCCGGCCUCGCCUCUGUCACCAACCUUUCCCUCUAUCACCCAGCCUUUCCUCUGUCACCAGCCUCCGCCUCUGUCACCCAGCCUCGCCUCUGUCACCCGGCCUCACCUCUAUCACCCGGCCUUUCCUCUGUCACCCAGCCUUUCCCUCUGUCCUGCCAGCCUCACCCUCUGUCACCCAGCCUCGCCUCUGCCCAACCUCGCCUCCUAUCACCCGGCCUUUCCUCUGUCACCCGGCCUUUCCUCUGUCACCAGCCUCGCCUCCUGUCACCCGGCCUCGCCUCUGUCACCGGCCUCGCCUCUGUCACCCAGCCUCGCCUCUCUGUCACCCAACCUUUCCUCUGUCACCCGGCCUUUCCUCUAUCACUGACCUUUCUCUAUCACCAGCCUCGCCUCCUGUCACCCAGCCUCGCCUCUGUCACCAGCCCUUCCUCUGUCACCCGGCCUUUCCUCUGUCACCCGGCCUCGCCUCUGUCACCCGGCCUUUCCUCUAUCACCCGGCCUCGCCUCACUCUUAAUUAA
This is a messenger RNA of Homarus americanus (American lobster), 1260 nucleotides long. RefSeq names its product proline-rich receptor-like protein kinase PERK9. The record is from RefSeq and is a predicted model, not a curated record. The coding region runs from base 1 to 1260 and encodes 419 amino acids. NCBI's taxonomy places the organism in Eukaryota, Metazoa, Arthropoda, Malacostraca, Decapoda, Nephropidae. The transcript is spliced from 2 exons.